Molecule: messenger RNA, 2453 nt
Organism: Lingula anatina
Lineage: Eukaryota; Metazoa; Brachiopoda; Lingulata; Lingulida; Lingulidae
Product: telomerase protein component 1
Biological process (GO): telomere maintenance via recombination
Cellular component (GO): telomerase holoenzyme complex
Molecular function (GO): telomerase RNA binding; protein binding; telomerase activity
Source: RefSeq, a predicted model, not a curated record
CAGAAAUUGCUGUACUCUUAGGACUCAUGUGCAAGUAUUCUUGUGAAGCAAGCAAGAUGGUUAUUUAUGGGAAUAGCAGUUAUCUUGAAGUAGACUUGGAAAAAGGAACCAUACUGGACAACAUGCAGAGUGUACUGGGAUCAGCAUUUAUGGUGAACAAUCAACAGGAUACAGAUGCAGUAGUUCCAGAUGGGAUCCUUAGGGACCUUUUGAGAGACAGAACAAAGGUUGACAAUCUUAUUAUUCUGUCUGAUGGGAUGAGCCUAGAAAGCGUAGAGGGCCAAGAUGUGUCAGACUUCUUAAAGAAAUACAGAAGACUGGUCAAUCCAAACAUGUUGUUUGUUAAUGUUGACCUUGGUGGAAAAUCCUCUGGAUUCAGCAAAAGUGUUCAGCCAGAACAUGAUAAUGAUAUUUUCAUUGCUGGAUACAGUGACCAGAUUCUGAGAUUUAUAGCUGAGAGAGGUGAGAGUGGUCAGUUGACCCAUAUAGACAAGAUAGAUGAGAAGUACAAUCUGACUGCAAAGGUGCCUGGGUUGGAGAAGAAACCAUGUGCAGUUAAGCCAGCAGUAGAACACCCAUUGCCUAUUGCUGCUCUGAAACCAAGAUGGAGGACAGCCAGAGUGUUCAUAUCUUCCACCUUCCGUGAUAUGCAUGGGGAGCGUGAUUUACUCACACGCUUUGUCUUUCCUGAAUUGCGGGCACGUGGAAAGCAGCACUUCCUUAAUGUGUAUGAAGUGGACCUGAGGUGGGGAGUCACGGAGGAGGACACAAUAAGCAAUAAGACUCUUGAACUUUGUUUGACUGAGAUCACCAAGUGUCAGUUCUUCAUUGGCAUCCUUGGUGAGAGAUAUGGAUGGGUUCCUGACAAGUAUGUUGUACCAGACAGUCCAGAGUUUGACUGGGUUAGAGAAUAUCCACCAGGUUGUUCUAUCACAGAGCUAGAGAUGCACUCCGCAUGCAUGUCAAACCCAGAGGAAAAGAAAGACCAGGCUUUUUUCUUCUUAAGGGAUAAAUCAUGGCAAAAGGACCUUCCUAAGAAAUAUUUGCAAGAUUUUGCUGCAGAGUCACCGUCAUCAGCUACCAAAAUGGAGGCAUUGAAAGAAAGAAUCAGAAGCAGUGGACUGGAAGUUUUUGAUGGCUACCCUUGCAAGUGGGGUGGAGUUGUUGAUGGGCAGCCAAUGGUUAGUGGUUUGGAAGACUUCGGCUUCAGAACACUCAACUGCUUAUGGAAUGCUGUAAAGAAGUUCUUUCCAGAUGAGGAUGCUGUGCUAGAUGAAAUCUCUCAUGAGACCUCUCAGCACGAGGCCUUCUUGGAGGCCCGUGUCAGCAGCUUCACUGGGCGUAAAGCCCAGAUGAAAAUGUGCCUGGAGAGACUGAGAACUAUGAAGGAAGGCAUCCUCAUGCUUUCUGGAAAACCUGGAUGUGGAAAAACAUCUCUUGUUGCGAGUUUGAUUUCACAGUAUGAUGCAGAUAUAGGUGCCAAGACCCACUUUAUUCACUUUGUGGGUGCCACCCCAGAGUCCACCAACAUCACAUUUGCCCUCAAGAGACUGUGUACAGAGUUGAUCAGAAGAUUUGGCCUAGAGAUGGAUGUGCCUCAAGAUUACAAGAACCUUUGUGGCGAGCUGAAAACUAUUUUGACAGAGGCUAGCCAAGCCAGUGGAAGUCCUCUACUCUUGGUGUUUGAUGGUCUGGAAAUGCUGGAGGAUUAUCACCAGGCUCGCUCUCUCACCUGGAUACCUGAAGAGAUACCUGAGAAUGUUAUAUUCUUGAUGAGCACAGUGGAGAAUUCAGAAUGCCACAGAGCCCUCAGCAGACGACAGCAUAGCAGUGUGCAGUUGUCUGGCCUUGACCUUUGGGACAAGCCUGAAGUGGUUAGGAACCAAUUGGCCAGACACAAGAAAACAUUGGUGGAGACAGGAUUUAAUAAUCAGAUGAAACUGCUGACAAGUAAGAGAGAAGCUAACAACCCACUUUUCUUAAACCUUGCUUGUGAAGAACUGAGGGUGUUUGGUGUGUAUGAAAAGAUCACUGAGAAACUAAAGAGUCUCCCCCACACUGUUCCCCUGCUGCUACAGGAGGUGUUGGCUAGACUUGAGCAAGACCAUGGUCAAUUACUUGUGUCCACUGCACUGACCUUGCUGGUUUGUGCACGGAAAGGUCUCUUUGAGGAAGAGCUCCACAUGCUUCUCAGUUACCACCAAAAACUACAGCAUGUCAAGUACACUGUUCAAGAUGUGUUAAAUGUUCCAUUGGAACCAGAACAUCAGAUUCCUCAGGCAGUGUUUGCACCACUGCUUAGAUCACUGAAGACCUUCCUCAGACCAGUGACUACUACAAGUCUUUUAAGUCUGGCCCAUGCAGAGAUAGAGAGGUCUAUCAGACAGAGGUACAUGAGAGGAAGUUCUACAGAACUGGAGAUCAUGCUUCACAGACUCUUGGCAGGUAAUUAA